Trichosurus vulpecula (common brushtail) is the source of this 2893-nucleotide messenger RNA. RefSeq names its product F-box and leucine rich repeat protein 6 (gene FBXL6). Gene Ontology annotation, biological process: SCF-dependent proteasomal ubiquitin-dependent protein catabolic process. NCBI's taxonomy places the organism in Eukaryota, Metazoa, Chordata, Mammalia, Diprotodontia, Phalangeridae. The record is from RefSeq and is a predicted model, not a curated record. The transcript is spliced from 10 exons. Gene Ontology annotation, cellular component: SCF ubiquitin ligase complex. Gene Ontology annotation, molecular function: protein binding. The coding region runs from base 139 to 1830 and encodes 563 amino acids.
GCCCAACCACUACGUGCCCGGAAGUGGCGGCUGAACGCGCGCAAGACCGAAAGUCGAAAAGGAGGGUGAGGGAGAGACCCAGGCCCAAGUCAGGAUCCCCUAGGGGCACCGUUAUGAUUUGCCCCAUCUCUUGAGAACAUGGAGGAGGUCUCUGAAGACUCUGGCAAUAGAAUGGCUUUACCUCCUCAAGAGGACUCUGGUUCAUCACAGCAAUCACGUUUCAAGCCUAGCAAGAGAUCAAGGCCCUCAGUUCCAGUUGGGCCCCCCCAGAAGAAAAAGAAGAGAAAAAGUUCAUGGAGACGGCCAUCUGCAAGGGUUGGUUACCACAUUCAUGAAGCUGAGGACAUGCUGCUGAUUGUACCCAAUCUGGAAGAGCCAGCACCACGGGCCCACAGAAAAAAGGCCUGCCAUCUCAGGAAGUUAGCUCGACCAAAGGUCCACCAGCCAAAGUGUCGCCGGCCACGUCGAGUGGAGACCCCAAAUAGUGCAGAUCUCAGCCUAGUGCAGGGGAGGCAAUCUCCUCAGGACAGCACUACUUCAGGGCCAGGCUGGGGAGACCACAUUCCUCUGGAGAUCUUGGUUCGAAUAUUCCAAGUGUUAGUGGCUUCUGAUGGGGCAGUGCCCUUCCUUUGCAGGGCUGCCCGGGUAUGCCGUCUGUGGUAUGAUGCUGCCUCCCACUCUGUGCUAUGGCAGAAGGUGUCUCUGGCCCCACCUUGGCCUCCUCGCUCAAAGGGUCCUCCAUCAAAGGUGGAGAAGAGGAUUCUCAGUUCUCUAGAGUGGCUGGUACCCAACAGGUUUUCAUUACUCCGGGAGCUUUCUCUGUCCCACUGGAAAAACUAUGUACCUCUGAUGUUGAAGGCUGUCAGUGAAUCUUGUCCCCACCUCACAUCUCUCAAGCUUUCCCACUGUCAGUCUGUGACAGCAGAGGCCUUGGUUACUCUGCCCAGGGCCUGCCCCCAGCUGGAUAGCCUCAACCUGCAGAACUCCCAGGUGGAGUCAGCAGCAGUAGUUGGCUUUCUGGAGGCAGCAGGCAAACAACUCCGGCAGCUGUGGCUGACUUAUAGUAGCCAAAUGACCUCCAUCAUCUCCUCUCUGUCGAAUGGAUGCUGCCCCCAACUCCAGCUCCUUGAGGUGGACACAGGGAUAAAACCCAACAGUCAACACUUUCAGCUACACAUUGAAGCUCUGCAGGCUGGCUGUCCCCAGCUCCAGGUCCUGAGGUUACUGAACCUGGUUUGGUCUCCCAAGAUGGGAGGGCGUGGGGUAGCCCUGGGGCCUGGUUUCCCAGACCUGGAGGAGCUCUGCUUGGCCACGUCCACUAUCACCUACGUAAGUGAUGAGGUCCUGCAUCGCCUGCUGCAUGCUUCUCCUCGCCUGCGGGUGCUGGACCUCCGAGGCUGUGCCCGUCUCACACCUGCAGGCCUGGCCAGCUUGCCUUGCCCUGACCUAGAACAGCUACACCUGGGCCUGUAUGGUUCCGUAAUUUGGGUAGCCCUACCCAAGGAGGGAAGCCCUUUGCUCACGAGGAAGUGGCAUCGCACUCUUCAGGAGCUAGACCUGAAUGGCCAGUGCUACCACGAAGAGGAUCUGAAGCAGGCCCUGGUAGCUUUCUCAAGCACAGAGAGUGGGCACAGCCCCAUCCUUCGCUCCCUCAGCCUCAAGGGCACUCAGGUUACUGUGGCAACUAUCAGCUCUGUGAUCAGCAGCUGCCCUGCUCUCAGCUACCUCAACUUGUCCUCAUGCCGACACCUUCCUCGGGGCCUGAAGAAGGCCUACCGAGGACAGGCAGAGAUCCAGUGGUGCUUGGACCAGCUCCUUACCGCCAUCUAGGACCCCCCUGUCCCAUUCGCUCUUCCUGCAUCCCCUCCUGGAUGCUCCUCCUGUCUCUUCCCCUUCUCCCAUUUAAAAAAAAAUAUUAAAGAUUUUGUAAAAUUAAAAUCCUUUUCUAAAAAUAACAAGAAGCCUAUCCAUCUUGGGACAGGAAGGAAAAGGUUUGAGGGUGUUGAAGGUGAUUUCAAGCCAGAUUUCCAGAGAUAUCUUAAAUUCAUCAUUUCUAAAAAAGCCCUGGCAUCCAUCUUCUCCUGAAUGCAGCCUUUCCUGAUGCCUCCCGUGCAACUGCAAGUGUCCCCCUCCCAAGCUAUCUUGUAUUUAACUACUUUGUAUAUAUUUGUAUUCAUUCACUUUGUAUUUAUGCUCUCUAUAUUUUUAUAUCUAUGUGUCUUUCCCAUUAGAAUGUAAACUGCUUUUGAGAGGCAUUUUUUCAUUCUUUAUGCUUCUAUCCCCAGUGCCUAGCAUGAGAGGCAUAGAGUAGGUGCCUAAUAAAUACUUGUUGAUUGAUUGACUGAUCUUUACCUCCUUCCCUGCAUCCAGGAAGGAUAUGGGAAUAAAGGGCUCAAAUCCCACAGCUGUUCUUCAGCCCAUGAGAGAUUCUUUACCAUAUUCUGUAAAUCCUCUAUCAAAGGCCUAACAGCUUAGCACACUGAAACUUUGUGCUUGUUCUCUUAACAUGUGGAUAUCAAUCUUUGGUCUAUCCAAAUGUUUAUUCUUCCUUUUUGUUGGAAGUUAUGUUGAUGCCUUCUGUUUUUACCUCACAAUCAUUCCCCAUGUCAGCACAGCCCCUUCCCCCCCAGCUAUCCCUUAUAAUUAAACCAGUUCAGUAAAGCCAGUCGAUGUAGCAGCUACGUCUGAUAGUUUAUGCAACAUCGCAUAACUUGAGUCCCCUCCCUCUUUACAGAAAGUGGGGAAAGUAUGUUUCAACGUGUUUUCCUAGACCAGGAGAGUUUGUGAGAUUGGUCACCACAAUUAGUCAGCCACCUUUUAGAAUUGUUUUCACUGAUGUUGUAGAUGUUGUGUAUACUGCAUUGUUUCUUCUUCACUCAGUUCAUAAAAAUUU